Molecule: messenger RNA, 1631 nt
Organism: Thalassophryne amazonica
Lineage: Eukaryota; Metazoa; Chordata; Actinopteri; Batrachoidiformes; Batrachoididae
Gene: nkx2.4b
Product: NK2 homeobox 4b
Exons: 2
Coding region: 105-1343 (412 amino acids)
Biological process (GO): regulation of transcription by RNA polymerase II; cell differentiation
Cellular component (GO): nucleus
Molecular function (GO): DNA-binding transcription factor activity, RNA polymerase II-specific; RNA polymerase II cis-regulatory region sequence-specific DNA binding
Source: RefSeq, a predicted model, not a curated record
UUUAAAAGUGCGCUAAACUUUGCAGCGGGUCCUAUUUGGACUCUGAAAUAUUUUCUCCACUUCACGUCACGUCAGUCACCGCGGCUGGUGGCUCCGCCCCCUCCAUGUGCCGCUGCGUGAGUCCAGUCCGGGAUAAGGACAGCUGUGCUCCACGUGCAGCCCGGCAGCUGGACUUCAUCCAGGGAACAGAACCGAGCCUCCGCGCGCAACAGCCGGAGAUCAGGGAAGGGCCAGCAGGCAGCCAGCGGCGGACACAGCGGGCAGAGGGCCGCAUCAUGUCCCUGAGCCCAAAGCAGUCCACCCCCUUCUCAGUCAGCGAUAUCUUGAGCCCGAUGGAGGACAGCUACCGCAGGUUCGGAGCCGCGGAGCCCGCGGCGGGCAGCGUGGGGCCCCCGCUGGGCGCGUACCGCCAGCCGCAGGUGUCCCAGGCCGGGAUGCAGCAUCAUCAUCAUCAGCAGCAGCAGCAGCACCUGCUCCAUCACCACCAUCACCAUCACCACCACCACCUGUCCUCUUCCUCCUCAUCAUCACCUUCCUCAUCCUCAGCCACAGCAGCCGCCGCUCUGGGGCCCGCGGGCCCCUACCACGUCUCCCACGGGGUGCCGCAGUUCUCCGGGGGGUUCUGCGCCGGCGGGGACCUGCCGUCCUACCAGGAGACCGUGCGGGGCGGAGGACCGGCGGCCUGGUACAGCAACCCCGAACCCAGAUACCCGACCAUUUCCAGACUGAUGGGCCCCUCCGGCGGGAUGAACGUGCCCGGGAUGGUGAACUCUCUGGCAGGGAUGGAUUCCGCCGCCAAGUCGGUGGUGACGCUGCACGCGGCGCCGCGCCGGAAGCGCAGAGUUCUCUUCUCGCAGGCGCAGGUCUACGAGCUGGAGCGGCGCUUCAAGCAGCAGAAGUACCUGUCGGCGCCGGAGCGCGAGCACCUGGCCGGCCUGAUCCACCUCACUCCGAACCAGGUCAAGAUCUGGUUCCAGAACCACCGCUACAAGCUGAAGCGGCAGGCUAAAGACAGGGCCGCGCAGCAGCAGGAGGGCAGCGCAAACACGCGCCGGUCCUCCUCCAUGUCCCCGGUUCUGCCCAAAAACGGCAAUAAGGACUGUCGGAGCAACUCCAGCGGGUCCAACCAGAUUGGCACACGGCAGAGCAGCUCGGAGGAGACCAUGGGGGUGAACCAGCAGCUGAACCAGCGGUUGUCCUCCGCGGAGGAGCUGGGCGAUUUGUCUCCCAGUCCGCCGUUGGCACUGCACGGUCACAUCAACAUGACGCAGACGGACGCCGCGCUCAUCGAGUACACAAACACCGUGAUCGGAUCCAAUUUGCUCUAUGGAAGGACUUGGUAGUUCGAGGGGUAAGCGCGCGCGGAGUACAAUAACUGGCGUAACAUUCCGUGCGUAAAAAUCUGGUUUUACGCACGAACAGACCCCAAAUCACGGCUGAGAGCAGGCGCCAAAACCCGCAGAGUGGACGCAUAAUGAUUGUCAAAUAGUCCAUUUCCAGUGUGAUUUUUCAUAUAAUUUUUGAUACUUUGUGUGGAAGUGAUCACCACUGAGUUCAUAUUUGCAGAAUUUCUGCAACAAAUUAAAAUCUUGCAGGUUUAUACAGCAGUUGAAGGGUGUUUGUUGAAGAAA